Polyodon spathula (Mississippi paddlefish) is the source of this 2739-nucleotide messenger RNA. It is a transcript of the gene hormad1, whose product is annotated as HORMA domain containing 1. The record is from RefSeq and is a predicted model, not a curated record. The transcript is spliced from 15 exons. The coding region runs from base 650 to 1846 and encodes 398 amino acids. Lineage: Eukaryota; Metazoa; Chordata; Actinopteri; Acipenseriformes; Polyodontidae.
UCGUAACGGUCAGCCAAUGGACGUUGCUUUUAAAAAAAAAGCCGGGACCUGAUGUUGAUUGACGAGCGUUUUGACCAAUGGUGGUAGAGGUUAGAUUUCAAGCAGCCAAUCACAGACCUCAUGCGGGUCUGCUCUUUCACAGGUUGCGCAGGGAUGUCUGCUUGUUGUAUCCAGUCUAAUUUUGGAGAUAUACACGCUUUUAUUACAAACAUAUAUUUUGUACAGCAGUCUAAAUAAUUAAGUUUAAUAAUAUUAUGACCCCUGUAUUAUUAUUUUUUUUAAAUAUUGCGCAUAUUAUUGGGUUCGACACACUUUGUUCAGAGUGACACAAUCAUCUUGUUAAACGUCACCCUUUUUUAAAAUUUUAAUCCCUGAUCCAAGACCGCGGCGGCACUGGCAGUGACGUCGUUCUUCAUCGAAAGCGCCCAGCUGUUCCCAUUGGCGGGUUCCCUGGCAGCUCCCGCGUUCCCAUUGGCUGUUUUGACGAGCUGGUUGCCGGGCAGACUGUCCCCGGUGUGGCGGGAAGCUCGAGAGGAGCGGUUGAUUUCUAACGGCUGGAGCGCGGGGACGAGGCGGGAAAUAAAUAAGUUGACUGAUUCCACCAGGAGCAGUUUAAAGCAGUCCGGUGUGCAGAGGAUAUUUCAACCCUAUGGCGACGGCACAGCUGCAAAAGAAAACUUUGGGCACAGCUGUGUUUCCAAGUAAAGUCACCACAGAGAGUGAAUCUCUCGUCCUGGUGAAAAGGCUUCUGGCCGUGGCCGUGUCCUGCAUCACUUACCUCAGGGGGAUGUUUCCUGAGAGAGCCUACGGGAACAAAUACAUAGAAGAUCUCUGUGUUAAGAUCCUCAAAGAAGACAAGAGCUGCCCGGGGGCGACGCAGAUUGUAAAAUGGAUGUUUGGGUGCUACGAUGCUCUGCAGAAGAAGUAUUUGCGUAUGGUUGCCCUGUCAGUUUACACUGAUCCAGAAGACCCUCAGACAGUCACAGAGUGCUAUCAGUUUAAAUUCAAAUAUACCAAGGAUGGAGCGGUUAUGGAUUUUGAAAGCAGCAGCAAUAAGAAAACGGACACCAAAGUCUCCUGUUGGGACACAAGGAAAGCCAGCGUGCUUCUGGUCCGCAAGCUGUAUGUCCUGAUGCAGAACCUGGGACCAUUACCAAGCGACAUCUUCUUGAACAUGAAACUGUUCUACUACGACGAAGUGACUCCCGCUGACUACCAGCCCCCGGGGUUCAAGGAGGGCGACAGCGACAGCAUGAUGUUCGAGGGGGAGCCGGUGCACCUGACCGUGGGGGAGGUGGCCACGCCUUUCCACAGCCUGAAGGUGAAGGUGACCACGGAGAGCGACCGCAUGGAGCAGGUGGACCAGGGGCUGAUCUGCACAGGCAAGACCAAGCAGAGCCUGCAGCUGGACGACACAGAGGAGGGGGGAACGCAGGACGGCAGCAUGAACAUCAUACAGGAAAGCACACUGGAGGAGGCCAGGGCAGUGGAUGGCAAUGUGAACAGCAUGGAAAAGGAGGACUCAGAAAUUGUGCUGACCUGUCAGGAGGAUAUGAAGACUGCUGAUGAAGGAUCCUGCCUGAGUGAUUCUCAUUCCCAGGUGGAUCAGCUGGUCAGCAAGACCUCAGGCUUGGCUGUGGCUGGCAGAAGGACGAGGAGUGGGAGAGGAAUAGCGCCCUCUGUUGUGGGUGGGGGAGAGCUUUGCAGGACAUCUCCCAAAACGGGCAGAAAGAGGGGACUGGCUGAGAGGAGCAAGCCUGUUUCCCGGUUUGAAAUACCGUGCAGCCAGGAGGAUGCUCCAGCACCAAAGAGAAGGAAGUUUAGUGAGCCCAAGGAACGCUUUUAAAGAGAGGAAUCGACAGGUUCCUUUUGGUAGCACCGCGGCAAGGAGCUCCCAGCUGUGACCCCUAUAAUAUCCACGCUACACACAGGGGGCUGUGUGUGGGUCAGUGGUGUACAGGAGACUGCGAUGGGAAAAGGAUUGACUAACAUGGUUUUAUAUUGACAGAGUGGACAGAGACUCGCUUUGUUAAACGUGAGAGUGCUUUUAAAACGAAGCGGUCCCUUUAACGUUCCUCUGCAGCUCUUUUGAGGCUGUGUUAAUGUGCAUGGUGCAGUUCUGCGCAGUGGAUUCAGCGUUUUCUCCUGCUUUUUGAUCUGUGUUCGCAGAGCUACUGUUUGUUCCACAGCACCUAUUUCUUUUUGUACUGGUCGUGUUUUUGAAGUGCAGUCGUGCGAUCGUCAUCUGCGCUUCACAGGCUGUUCAAAGUGUUCUCUCCUGCACACCGGCUAGAGGCAGUUUUAUUUUAUUUGAUAUAAGUCUUUGCGAUAAAACUUUGUACUUUCUUUAAAAAGACUGUGACAGAUUUGAAGUGCAUUUCCUAUCAGGCGGUCUGACGUGUUAUUUUUUUGUCCGGUUAUAUGUUGCUCUUCAAUAAACGAAGACAAAACGAAAAGAUGUUCUGUGGUUUCUUGAUAUCGCGUGCCGAUGCAGGCUCGGUGACGAUGGGGGUGGCAUUAGGAGUAAACCAUCAUUAGGAAAUAAACACGAGGGCACCUACCAUCUGAAAACAUUUACACAGAGAGGAGUGCGGCUCCCACCACUGCUUCUCUAUUUACAUCAGCGGAAGAGACUGUGUUCAAAUCUGAUGAACAGAAAAUUGUGAGUCAGCAACUGGGCAUGGGAUUCAAACCCAGUCUGAUCGUCGAGCUCCCAGUCCCUGUGCUUUAACCACUUGG